ACCCAAUAAAUAAAUUUCGUAUUAAUGUUUUCGUAUUAUUGCCUCCUCUAGGCUCUAGUAGUCACUUCUAUCUUCGUUAUUUAGCAGUCUCAGCUUUCUUUAUAAAUAACCAAACCUCUCACCUUUUAUCCCCCUCUUUCUCAUAUCUACUUUUGCAAAGCCAACCUUAAAAAAAAGUAGUUGAAUGUUGAAGAUUAGGUGUUGAACAUAAUGUGCGGUGGCGCUAUUAUCUCCGACCUCAUCGCCGCCAAGCGCGGUCGCAAUCUCACCACUCACGAUCUCUGGUCCGAGCUCGAUGCCGACCUUCUUUCCUCUUUUCCUCCUAAAUCUAAAUCAUCGCCCCCUUCUCAACCAACGCUUACCCCUCAAAGAGAUCACUUUGUCAUGAAUUUGUUAGGUUCGCCGUUUGAUGGGGUGAAAACUCAUCAGGAAGAUGUCAACCGAGCAGAGCGAGUUGCAAACCCGAGUCAGACUCCGCGAACUCGGAAGAAUGUAUACCGAGGAAUAAGACGGCGCCCGUGGGGUAAAUGGGCGGCCGAGAUCCGAGACCCGCGUAAAGGCGUUCGGGUCUGGCUCGGCACUUUCAACUCCCCUGAAGAAGCUGCCCGUGCUUAUGAUGCCGCCGCGAAGAAGAUUCGCGGCGACAAGGCCAAGCUCAACUUCCCAGACACCCCACCACUACCACCGUCUCCAUUGCUGACGGCACCGUUGGAGGAGAUCUUCCUACCUGUUGCAAAGAGGCAGCGCAUAUCGGAUUUCACCGAGUCGUCAACCCUUAGCAAUGAGUCGACUCAGAUGCCAAUGAUGAGUAUGGGAUUCUACGGAGAUGGGGUGGACCAUCUUACUUCAGAAGAGGAUUUUGUGAAUGGGAUGAAUAAUAAUGACCUGAGUCAGCAAAUAUUAGACCUUGAAUCUUUGCUUGGGCUGGACCACGGGGUUGAACUCGCUGAGUCGGACUCAACGAGUUUGCCCUGGGUCAUGGACGAGUUCCCUAUGAUUAAUGGUUAUGAUUAAUACAACAAUAAAUUUGUGUUAUGAUUUAGAUGCCACUUUACUUUAAUUAAUGUCACGUAUAAACGUUAAUGUAAUGUUUUAAGACCUUUUAGUUUGAUAAUUUCUACUUUGUACAUAAAGUUAGUAGUAUCUUAGCUUGUGAUAAUUGCUUCUUUGCCCAAAUUAAACUAAUACUCCUUUGUUUGGAAUUAAUUAUCAUGUUAGUGCUCAAGAUUAUAUUAUUAACGGGAUCUUAUAACUGAA
Chenopodium quinoa (quinoa) is the source of this 1257-nucleotide messenger RNA. Its product is annotated as ethylene-responsive transcription factor RAP2-3-like. Lineage: Eukaryota; Viridiplantae; Streptophyta; Magnoliopsida; Caryophyllales; Amaranthaceae. Gene Ontology annotation, biological process: ethylene-activated signaling pathway; regulation of DNA-templated transcription. The coding region runs from base 211 to 1014 and encodes 267 amino acids. Gene Ontology annotation, molecular function: DNA binding; DNA-binding transcription factor activity. The transcript is spliced from 2 exons. The record is from RefSeq and is a predicted model, not a curated record.